This is a messenger RNA of Corylus avellana, 1755 nucleotides long. Lineage: Eukaryota; Viridiplantae; Streptophyta; Magnoliopsida; Fagales; Betulaceae. The record is from RefSeq and is a predicted model, not a curated record.
AUGGCGGUCAACCAUUUCAGCCAUAAGCAUCCCUUGAUCUUUGCAGAGGAGCUCCGAAAUGAAGAAGACAAGAAAAAAGUAGUUUGCUCGGGAUGUGAGGAACCAAUAUCGGGUCCAGGCUACAAAUGUUCCGAAUGCAACUUCUUUCUCAAUAAAUCAUGCAUCGAGCUCCCCCGCGAGAUACAACACCGCUUGCACCCAAAUCACACCCUCAUUCUCCAAGCGCCAGAGAAAAAGUAUUAUUGUGAUGCUUGUUGUGAAAAUUGCAGUAGAUACUUCUUUUAUCGAUGCGAUGGGUGCAAUUUCAACCUCGACAUUAAAUGUGCUUCCCGCUGGAAAAUUACUACCAACGAUUGUCAUCAACACGCAUUCAUCCCCAUCUUGGAGAAUAUUCAGUUCACUUGCAAAGUCUGCGGUGAGGAAGGCAAGGACAUUGCCUACCUAUGUACCAUCUGUCGGCUCUUAAUUCACCACAAAUGUGCUCAAUUUCAACGCACUAUCCAUAUUAGUGCACAUGAACAUCUCCUCACUCUCACAUAUUCUCUCCAUGAUCAAGACACGGGUUCAAGCAAGGUAUUUUGUAGACUUUGCUACAAAAAGGUGAAUACAAAGUAUGCAAUUUACUACUGUAAAAAAUGUAGCUACAUUGUUCACUUGAAUUGUCCAAGUUUUCUUGGACAUCGGAUCCAUAACAAGAGAGGCCUAACCAUUACCAGGAGGAGCAAAACGCAUCAUUUAGCUGAUUUGGUCAAAACAGUACAGGACGAAACAGCUCAGUCUCAGAAGAUGAUCAAACAUUUUAGUCAUGAUCAACAUAACUUAAUCCUUAGUGAAGAGAAGAAGCUUGAGGAUGAUAAGCUUUGUGAGGGGUGUAUGCAAUUAAUCUCAGUCCCAUUUUACAGCUGUUUGAGAUGCAACUUCUUUCUUCAUGAAAGAUGUGCUAAAUUAGCCACAAGGAUUGAGAGACACCCACUUCAUGAACACCCGCUCACCCUCCUCCCAUAUGAGGAUGUCUUUUAUUGCGAUGCUUGUAACCAUCUUCGUCAUGGCUUCGUCUACAUAUGUAAUGAGUGUCCUAAUUACAGCCUUGACAUUCAAUGUUGUUCAAUCCCAGAGAUCUUUAAUCAUGAAGGUCACCAACACCCGCUCUACCUUGCCAUAAGUUCUGAAGAAAAAUGCUAUGCUUGUGAUAGUGAGUAUAGAUCCCCAUGUGUAUUUGUGUGCAUUGAAUGCGAGUUUGCCUUGGGUUUUGAAUGUGCAACGCUUCCACUCGUAGCUCAGCAUGCAUACGAUACACAUCUCCUCAAACUCACUUGUACUGCUGAAGAUUGUUUCAAAGAAUAUUAUUGCUUGAUUUGUGAAGGAAAAAGAGAACCUAACCAAUGGUUCUAUUAUUGUACAGCGUGCGACUUUCCUGCUCAUCCUGAAUGUGUAUUGGGAAAAUAUCCAUAUAUCAAAUUUGGAAGAGCUCUGCUAAAUACAGAUCAUAAGCAUCCUAUAGCUUUUGUUCAAAAGACCGAGCACUCCCCUCCGUGUGAUGCAUGCCGCAAGCAUUUCAAUGGCAUAGCUGUUGAAUGUACUGAAUGCAAAUUUAUUGGCCACAUGACAUGUUAUGCUAGAGAUCGAGUUGAGGAAACAAGCACAAGUACGCCUAGAAACGUCCGCGAUAUUUUGUACUCCACGAAUAGCAGGAAUCCGUACGCCCGCGCACGCAUUAAUCCUAGGAAUGUGUACUCUAGAUAUUCUAGAUAUUAA